AUGUCGAUCAACAACUUGAAUCCUAGUCCAAAUGACUCCGUCUUAAGCAAGGUCUUUAUAGUCCUUGGAAUUAUCGGGACUGGUGUGACAUGGGGGCGCACCAUUGGCGACGGCACUCUGGCACAUCUCCUAGAGGCUUUGGAUGGCACGGAUGGAAAAUACAUUCUCCCAGGCACGGACUUCACGCUGCGUGACAACUUCACUGGAAUCUGGCCACUUGACUACCUACUACGGACACUAGUAGUUUUCUUCUGGGAGGUUGUCGACGGCUCCCACCCAGCUGCCACAACAACAGGCAUCUACUUCAUCGGUCUGCUUUUUCCCAUCAUAGUUGCCAUUUACCUGGACGGGCUCCGCCGUGGAAAUGGGUCCUCAAUUUUGAAACCGUCGUUAUGGUUUCUUAUCUUUGGAGCCGCAGCCAUCGGAUGCAGUGGCGCAGGGUGGGCAAUUUUAUAUACAGCAGCUUCGCCAACAACUUUGUCGUCAAUCGCUCCAGAUUCCCUUCGACGAGCCUCACUUCUCUCUUCUACGAGUACGGCCGUUCUACUGCUUCCAGCCAUUUUCAUUGGAUACGUACUUCCCAUGGUGCUUAUGGGCCUCCCAUCGCCGUACUUCGUCUCCAAUAAUUUCCAACAAUGGACAAUCGUUAUCUGGAAUGCGUUUCCCAUCAUCAUGUACACCAUCAUUGCGACAGGCGAGCGUAUCUUGAGCCUGAGAUCCUCUUCCUCGUCACCGAAGAUCUCUAUGUCUAGCUCUCAAGCCGCGCAUCUACGCGUGGUGAGAUUAAUGAGCAUCGUCUCGGUCGCAGUUGGCCUUGCUCUCCAUGUUGCCGUUACCACCAUCUCCGCCUCUGCAGCCCUUUUCCCGGCUCUCUUUGACAGCAAAUACGUCAAGGAACUGACUCCAUUAUCUUUGAUGACUCCUCCUCUUUCUCUCGCUGGCGGCGACACGGUCGGAGAUGGUAUUCAUGGCUUUAUGCUGUGGGACCAGAUUAUAGGAUUCUCGUUAGUACAGCUUGUGUUUCUAAGUCAGCUUCGGAAUGCCCUGCGAUUUUCCAACUUUCAGCAUCGUGGAUGGAUAGGCCUUGGCACUGUUGCCUUUCUACUCUCUUUUGUAGUGGGUCCUGGUACAACUGUUAUUGUCACUAGCUGGCUGCGAGAUGAGAUCUUAUUCAACCAAACGGAGAUACAGACCCCCACUAAUGAAAAGGCGGGAAAGACAUUAACCAAAAACUAG
Molecule: messenger RNA, 1236 nt
Organism: Penicillium malachiteum
Lineage: Eukaryota; Fungi; Ascomycota; Eurotiomycetes; Eurotiales; Aspergillaceae
Exons: 1
Coding region: 1-1236 (411 amino acids)
Source: RefSeq, a predicted model, not a curated record